Messenger RNA from Cydia splendana, 1760 nucleotides. RefSeq names its product protein obstructor-E-like. Bases 118 to 1110 code for a protein of 330 amino acids. The transcript has 6 exons. Lineage: Eukaryota; Metazoa; Arthropoda; Insecta; Lepidoptera; Tortricidae. Gene Ontology annotation, cellular component: extracellular region. Gene Ontology annotation, molecular function: chitin binding. The record is from RefSeq and is a predicted model, not a curated record.
CGGUGCGCGAGAUGAGGUCGUGUGGCAAUCGGUCUGUCCAUGUCCCCAAGGUUGAGACUCUUUGGGUCUCCGGAUCGCCACUCAUACGACGCAGCACCAUUGAGCUGAACGUACGCGAUGAAGACUCUAGUGUGUUUUUUAAGCGCUUGCGCAUUUGCGCAAGCUCAAUUCAGCAGUUUUAACAGUGGACGGAGUUCAAAUGCUUUCGGAAAUUCGCGCGUCCAGGCACAGCCAAGCGCUUUUGGAAACUUCGGGAACACAGGCACCCAAUCUCAGGCCAGCGCGUUUAGUAGUUUCGGAGGUCAAAGCCAGUCGGCCUUUGGCCGCCAAUCUGGGUUCCAACAGAAGCAAACCACCGUAAGCCCUCGGAGCAAUCAAUUCCAGCAGCAACCAGCCAGGACUAGUGCUGGCUCCUGCAGGGAGUUGAAUGAACGCUAUCCUGUGUCUGGGAGCUGUGAUCGAUACAUUGAGUGCAUAAACGGAACAGCCGAAGAAAAGACCUGCCCAGACGGUUUGCUGUUCAAUGCUAACGUGCUCUUCACAACUUAUCCUUGUCAAUACCCCAAUGAGGUUCAAUGCCUUGAACGUUCAGCUUUGCAGCCUGCUCAACCGACGGAGGACUGUCCCCAUCAGUUUGGAUACUUCAAGUUGGGUGAUGCGAGGAACUGCAGUGGUUUCAGGACCUGUGUGAAUGGUGUAGGCUAUGACUUCACGUGCCCCGAGGGACUUGCGUUCAGCUCGGAGAGCUACCGCUGCGAAUGGCCUGAUGAAGUCGCCGAUUGUGACGCCGAAGCUUUCCUUGGCUUCCGCUGCCCAGAGGUGCCAAUAUCUAAAGAACUUGGCCCACCUGCUGGCUACAGAUACUACAGGUCCGACACGAACUGCCAGAAAUAUUUCAUUUGCAUCGAAGGCCGUCCUCGCGUGCUAAGCUGCGGUGGCGAGUCGGGUUUCGACGAGCUGACCUCCACCUGUGUCUCGGCCGACGAGGUGGCGGCUUGCCCUCAGGACCUCCGCGCCGCCGCCGCCAGAGCCAGGGAUGAAGAGAACCAACGACUCGCCAAAGAAAUAUCUUUCAAUGCACGCCCGCUACAACAAAAAAGACGAUUCUAAUACGCAAAAAAUGUACAGUCAAUAAGGUACAAGAUUUAGAAUUUACGUACCCAUUUAAGGCCUUAUUAAUUGGAACUACCGACAAAAAUGUUGUGUAACGGAAAUAAAUCAUAUUUUUAUUACACAGUAACAUUAAUUAUAACAAAUUUCUAUGCAGCGGGGUCACCUCUCUCUGCAGCUGACUGUACAUUCUUGUUUCUUAAUGAAUCCCAAUAACUACACGACGUAUUUAAGUGUGGGUACCUAAGACAACUUAAAGUCGUUUAUAUUACAUAUUUUUUGACAAUAGCGUGUAUAUUGAUAUCUUAGAGUUCUUAGACCUUGACUGUACCCGCUUAUUCAUAAACGCGCUACCAAUCUCGAUUAGCUAUAAUAAUCGUUUGUCUUUAUCUGUCAUUUUGACUUAUGUAUUUGUAAGAAGGGGAUAAAACAUAAUUUAACUAAAUCAGGCCCGUAAAGUUUUAUGAAUAAGGGGGUUGUCAAUAAUAUAUAGGUAAUUUACUUUCAGCUAGUCCUUUGAGUCAGUCAUUUGAGUUACCUACCUAUGUCAGUUUGUGCAUAUAACACAAUAUAGGUAUAUAAUUUUACAGUCAUUUAAAUAAAUACAGUGAUAUACCCACAGUGUGAACACUAGAUCCGAGGGAUUAUAC